Messenger RNA from Scomber scombrus (Atlantic mackerel), 2469 nucleotides. RefSeq names its product MALT paracaspase 3 (gene malt3). NCBI's taxonomy places the organism in Eukaryota, Metazoa, Chordata, Actinopteri, Scombriformes, Scombridae. The transcript is spliced from 15 exons. The record is from RefSeq and is a predicted model, not a curated record. Gene Ontology annotation, biological process: proteolysis. Gene Ontology annotation, molecular function: cysteine-type endopeptidase activity. Bases 189 to 2093 code for a protein of 634 amino acids.
AAAGGGGAAGAGUUAACUCAACAAUUUAAGUUAAAGAGGACUGAGCGGAAGAAAACAUACUUUCUAAGGUCCGACAGCAACACAACUGGUACGAAGCUGACGGCAGCAAAAGCAAAAAAAACAACAACUUGCCGAUAAAAAGAGGAAAAUGCACUGAUGACUGGAUAACGCCCAGACCCUGUUGAAUAAUGAUCAGAGAUAUUGUCAUAGUGCUCCAUCCUGUUACCGCCUGUGUACCUGUGAACCACAAGGUGACUCUGAGUGUCCGUGCUGAGGGCUCAGGGAUCCUUUACUACCAGUGGUUCACUGAUAAUGAGGAGGUGCGUGGUGGGACUCAACCAGAUCUGACCAUCAAUGCUCAAAGAACUCAGCUCUAUGUUUGCCGAGUGCAUGACAGUUUGAGUAACUGUGUGUUCAGUGAUUGGGUGAAAGUGAAGGUGUUGGACAUUGAUAAGUCAGGUUUGCCACUGGACUGGGAGGGUGAGCCCCACAUUGCUGUCAACCCUAAACCCCAGUCUGUCCAACCAGGUGCAAAAUGUACACUCCGCUGUGUUGCCUUUGGCAACCCAGCCCCCCAGUAUCAGUGGUACAGAAAUGGACAGCCGCUGCAGGACAAGAUUAGUGACAUACUGCAGAUUGACUGUGCCACAGCUGAACAUGGAGGAUCAUACCUGUGCUCAGUGUCUAACAGGCUGGAGGAGAUAUGGACUAAACCUGUCGAUGUUGACAUUGUGCAAAAUGAUCAACUUCCUCAUGCAGAGCCCACAGCCUCUGAUAAAGUUGCUCUACUUAUUGGCAACAUGAAUUAUUCCCACCACCCCGGCUUGAUGGCCCCCAUUAUAGAUGUACAUGAGCUGGCCAACCUCCUGCAGCAGCUUGGCUUCAGGGUGGUUUCCCUGCUGGAUCUCACCAGGGAGGAGAUGCUGGCUGCUACUGACAAGUUCCUUCAGCUCCUUGACAGAGGAGUUUAUGGCCUUUUCUAUUAUGCUGGUCAUGGGUACGAGCGUGCUGGGAGGAAUUACUUGGUACCUAUUGAUGCUCCACAGCCUUACCGACCUGAAAACUGUGUCUGUGUGCAGAGGGUCAUGCUAAACAUGCAGCAAAAACGGACUGCUCUGAGCGUAAUCCUACUGGAUACCUGUAGAAAAUGGUACAACCAGCAUUGCAUACCGUCAGUCAUCAAACCUUUGGGACCCAGUGGGAAUACUGUAUAUGGUUAUGCCACAUGUGAAGAUGCUGAGGCUUUUGAGGUCCAGGAUGGGGGGAAGAGUACUGGAAUCUUCACUAAGUACCUGAACAAGCACAUCCUACAGCCUGAGAAAGUCACACAUAUCUUAGAGAUGGUGUCUGAGGAUCUAGGCAGAGACCCUCUGGUCACCGGCAAGCAGGCAGUUGAGAUCAAACACACCCUGAAGGAACCUCGAUCCCUUACGGAUCCAGUUAGCACCACUGGCCACACAAGGGAACUACACCUGAGAGAUUUCUGCUGGAGACAAGCAAAUGAGCUGCCACAGAAGAAGCGGCUGAUGUUUCUCUGCAGAGUAGAAGUGGAAGUCAGCUUCUCAGCAUUGUUCUCCAACGUCUUAGUGGCUUUUGCCACUGUGAAGACUACAGGCCCCCAAACCCAGGACUGCACCGUCUCUCUGAGCAGUAUACCUGUAUUGGAAGACACAUUCUCCAGCCCUGGUAGGUCAGAGGAGAUGGACACCCUACUAUUUCAGACAUCUGAUAAGCCAGACUGCACUCUGCGACUUUGUGGUCUUCAAAAGCUUAAGGAAUCACUAGUCAUCAAGGUGGAUUUACACUAUACUCACACAGAAAGUAAGCUACGACUUACAGAAAGCCAAAAAGUGGACAUAGGAAAGCCUAUGGUGGCAUCCUGUAAAUUGUACAGGAGAAAUCAUACAGCAACAGCCUACAAACAAGAAGGUGCUUCUGCUCAAACUAUGGGCAAAAUUUCAAGCAGCAAACCACUGCUGCAUCAGAGGCUUCCUGGUGCAUAUCGCCCUUGUACCAGAAAGGCAGAGUGUUCUGCUAAAGUUGCAGUUACAAGGAGCAACGAACCCGAGGAGAACGAUGAGAACGAACUAUAAGAUUUCACUUUUGGACAUUAAGCCCUUCUGGUCCUAUCACUGUAAAUAAAAGUUUGAUUAUUUUAUGCAUUUUUACUGAUGUAAGGAGGAGUUACUCAAUUGCUGAUCAUGCAUCUUAGUUGUCUGUGGAUGAUGAUAAUGAUGACAGGGUUUGUAAAUGACUGUGGUUUGGGUUUGGUUUUCACCAGCCUUCAAUUCUUUGCUCAACACUGAAGAAAAAUUAACACUUAACUUUGCUCCACACUUAUUUAAUCACAAAUUGUAUAAUACCUGGAAAGACAUUACUUGUGCAUGACACUUUUUCAUCAAUGGCCAGCUGGCUAGCCUAAUUUAUGAUUAUUGUCAAUAAUUUAUCUAAUAAAACCUACUACUUUCA